This is a messenger RNA of Saccostrea cuccullata (small rock oyster), 1874 nucleotides long. Its product is annotated as ubiquitin carboxyl-terminal hydrolase 4-like. The record is from RefSeq and is a predicted model, not a curated record. Gene Ontology annotation, biological process: protein deubiquitination. Bases 1 to 1590 code for a protein of 529 amino acids. Gene Ontology annotation, molecular function: cysteine-type deubiquitinase activity. NCBI's taxonomy places the organism in Eukaryota, Metazoa, Mollusca, Bivalvia, Ostreida, Ostreidae. The transcript is spliced from 13 exons.
AUGAAGGAAGCAGCUAUUGAAUCCUGGAAUAAUUACAAGAAGAGAAAUGAUUCUGUGAUAGUGGACACCUUUCAUGGGUUGUUAAAAUCAACAGUACAUUGCCCAGAGUGUUCCAAAAUAUCUGUUACAUUUGAUCCUUUUUGUUAUUUAUCAUUGCCAAUGCCAAUAAAGAAGGAAAGAGUACUUGAAGUGUUUUGGAUACCUCUUACACCAGACCAAAAACCUGUACAGUUGAAAGUAUUGGUUCCUAAAAUGGGUGGCAUCAGUGAUUUGUGUGCAGCAGUAGGUGAAAUGAUGUCUUCUGAUCCAUGUAAGAUGGUGGUUACAGAUGUUUACAAUCAUAGAUUUCACAAAAUCUUCUCUCCUGGAGAAGCCCUUUCACACAUCUUGGAUAGAGAUGAUAUUUUUAUCUAUGAAGUGCCAGUAUCUCCUACUGAUAGUUCAGAUACAAUGCUAGUUCCAGUCUACAUGAGAGAAAACAGAUGCAAAAAUAAUUGUUCAUCAAAUUAUCAAACACCAUCUUGGCAGUUGUUUGGUCAGCCGAUGUUCUUGGCUCUGCCAAGCAGAACAUGCACUGCUGAAGACUUAUAUAAUGGCUUCCUUCAAAGAGUGUCACGUUAUGUACAAAUUCCAUCAAAGGAUGAGAUUUGGAAUGCUGAUGAUACUAAAAGCCUUGAUAGGGAUGACUCUGAUGAUAAAAAUGACAAUGAGGAGGAAUCUGAAAAAAAAGAAAAUGGAGAAAUGGAAAUUUCAACACCAGUGUCUUGUGCACUGUCAUCAAGCAAGGAUUUGAACUUGGAAUGUAGCAGUGAAACAUCUACUGAAGAAAUGGAAAGUAAAGGUCAAUCCAAUAAUCAACCAAAACGUUUGGUAAAGUUUACAAUGGUAAACUCUUAUGGAAGUGCAGAACUUGACUAUAAAAUCAAAGAUGAUGGAAAUCCUUUGAAAAUUAGUUAUAGGUCUUACAUAGCAGCUGAUUGGGAAUCAGUAGCCAAGAAUAAAUUUUAUUUGGAAAGGAAAGCAGAAGAAUUUGAGCAACAUAUAUCAAUGACCAUGAGGUCACAAAAGAAACAAGUUAUACAAUUAGAUAACUGCUUGGAUCUUUUUACAAAGGUGGAACAGCUUGGAGAAAAUGAUUUAUGGUAUUGUCCACAAUGCAAAAAACACCAGCCUGCCACUAAAAAGUUUGAUUUAUGGAAUCUGCCAGAAAUAUUGAUUGUUCAUUUGAAGAGAUUUUCAUACAAUCGUUUUUACAGAGAUAAAAUUGAUGCACUUGUGGAAUUUCCUGUCAGAGGACUUAAUCUGAGGAAAUAUAUAAUAAAUCCUUACCAUGGACCUGCAACAUAUGAUCUGAUAGCUGUUAGUAACCACUAUGGAGGUCUGGGUGGAGGACAUUAUACUGCUUAUGCAGAGAACAAAGAUGAUGGCGAGUGGUAUUAUUUUGAUGAUUCUAGUGUCUCUUCAUCAUCAGAGGAUGAUGUGGUUUCAAAAGCAGCAUAUGUUCUUGUGUAUCAAAGACAGACAUUAGCCCAACCAUCUGAUGAACAUUUAGUAAAAGAUGAAGCUAUGGAGACAGAAUAUACAAGCUAGCUAGGAAAAGUUCUAAUUGGAGCAAGUGGAGCUCAACCAGUUUGCAAAAAUGCAAAUGAACAAGCUCAAAAUUAAAGUGUUUACAGGAUUACUCAAGUUACAUUGCCUGAAAUUAUAACUGUCAGUUGAUUUUACCCCAAGUCGAUAACAGUAAUCAGUAUAAACUGUCAUUUUAUCAGAACAUCUUUUUUUAAAAAUCAUUCUUGCUACCACUUUGUAAUUGCAUGGUUGAUACAGACACAGCUCUUGAACAUUUAGUGUAAAAUAAAGUAUGUUUUUCCUCA